This is a messenger RNA of Olea europaea var. sylvestris, 1973 nucleotides long. RefSeq names its product squalene monooxygenase-like. Gene Ontology annotation, cellular component: membrane; endoplasmic reticulum. Bases 129 to 1706 code for a protein of 525 amino acids. The transcript is spliced from 8 exons. The record is from RefSeq and is a predicted model, not a curated record. Gene Ontology annotation, molecular function: squalene monooxygenase activity; flavin adenine dinucleotide binding. Gene Ontology annotation, biological process: sterol biosynthetic process. Lineage: Eukaryota; Viridiplantae; Streptophyta; Magnoliopsida; Lamiales; Oleaceae.
UCUCGUGAAUGCAAGAAAGCAAGCAGCGUACAUAUAGAGGGGAAAUUUAUCUGUUCAAAUUCCUGAAUUCUGAUAAUCAUCAGUCAUCACAAGCUUUUUUUUUUUUUUUUUUUAUCAAAUACUAAGAAAUGGUGAUGAUUGAUCAGUAUAUUUUGGGUGGAUUUGUUGCUUCUCUAUUUGGGUUUGUUUUGUUAUAUAACUUGAGGAGAAAGAUAAAGCAGAACAAAGGUUCUAAGAUUGUACGUAAUGAUCAAUGCAUUAAGACCUCCAAUGAAGGAAUUCGCCGGUCGGCGGUCGACGGCGGAAGUACUGACGUAAUUAUCGUCGGAGCUGGCGUCGCUGGGGCGGCUUUGGCUAUUACACUUGGAAAUGAGGGACGAAGAGUUCAUGCUAUAGAAAGAGACUUAACUGAGCCAGAUCGGAUAGUUGGUGAACUUCUACAGCCUGGAGGAUAUUUGAAGCUAAUUGAGUUAGGUCUUGCAGAUUGUUUGCAAGAUAUUGAUGCUCAACAAAUUUUUGGAUAUGCUCUUUACAUGGAUGGUAAAAACACUAAGCUGUCUUAUCCGCUGGAGAAAUUCAAUUCAGAUGUCUCAGGAAGAAGUUUUCAUAAUGGCCGUUUUAUACAAAGGAUGAGAGAAAAGGCUGCAACCCUUCCUAAUGUGAGAUUGGAACAAGGGACGGUAACAUCCUUGCUUGAAGAAGAAGGGACAAUCAAAGGAGUGCAGUACAAGACUAAGAAUGGCGAGGAAAUGACUGCAAGUGCUCCUCUCACCAUUGUGUGCGAUGGCUGUUUCUCAAACUUGCGGCGCUCUCUUUGUACUCCGAAGGUGGAUGUCCCCUCAUGUUUUGUUGGUUUGAUCCUGGAAAAUUGUGAUCUCCCAUUUGCAAACCACGGGCAUGUUGUUCUUGCGGACCCUUCGCCUAUCUUAUUUUAUCCCAUCAGCAGCACUGAAGUUCGUUGCUUGGUUGAUGUCCCGGGACAGAAGGUGCCUUCCAUUGCUAAUGGUGAAAUGGGCACAUAUUUGAAGACUGUGGUGGCUCCUCAGAUUCCUUCUCAGCUCUAUGAUGCAUUUAUAGCAGCAAUUGACAAAGGAAAAAUAAAAACAAUGCCAAACAGAAGUAUGCCAGCAAAUCCUCUUCCCACUCCGGGUGCCCUUCUAAUGGGAGAUGCAUUCAACAUGCGGCAUCCUUUAACCGGUGGAGGAAUGACUGUGGCUCUAUCAGAUAUUGUUGUUAUCCGAGAUCUUCUUCGACCUAUACAUGAUCUUAAUGAUGCUACAACCCUAUCCAAGUAUCUUGAAUCGUUCUAUACCCUUAGAAAGCCUGUAGCAUCUACUAUAAAUACACUGGCUGGUGCACUUUACAAAGUAUUUUGUGCAUCAUCAGAUCAGGCAAGGAAAGAAAUGCGUGAAGCGUGUUUUGACUACUUAAGCCUUGGAGGCAUUUUCUCUAAUGGCCCUGUGUCUUUACUCUCUGGUCUAAAUCCGCGCCCUUUGAGUCUUGUGCUCCAUUUCUUUGCUGUGGCUGUCUAUGGUGUUGGCCGCUUAUUUCUUCCAUUUCCUACACCAAAACGGAUUUGGUUAGGGGCUAGAUUGCUUUCGGGGGCAUCCAGAAUUAUUUUUCCUAUUAUGAAUGCCGAGGGAUUUAGACAAAUGUUCUUUCCUGCUUCUGUUCCAGCCUACUACAGAUCUCCCCCUGUUAAUUAACAUAUUCAUUAAACUCUGUUCUUCAUCAGUUUUUUUCUUUUCCUUUAGUGUGUGUGUCUGUGUGUAUUGGUGUGGUCCUUCCCCUAAGAGAGUAAAGAGAAGUCACCAUUAGCUUGAGAAAGAGAAUAUUGUAAAGAAUUUUUAAUACAUGCCUAAGUAAAUUUUCCAUCUCAUCUUGUAAGAUAUGACAUUUGAUACUGUGAGAUUCGAACCAUGGUAGUUUGCUUCCAGAAUUUUAUUAUACUGUGAAGUCGUGUUUUGUGGAAA